AUGAUCAGAAUCUGGCUAGAGGGCAUUUUGCUUCUACCCUUACUCAUCAUCUUCACCUUAGAAUCUUUUGUGAAGCUUUUUAUACCUAAAAGGAGGAAAUCAGUCGCCGGAGAAAUCGUCCUGAUUACUGGAGCUGGACAUGGAAUUGGAAGACUAACUGCCUAUGAAUUUGCCAAACUUAAAAGCAAACUUGUUCUGUGGGAUAUAAAUAAGCUUGGAGUUGAGGAAACAGCUGCAGAAUGCAAGAGACUGGGUGCUAGAGCACAUGCCUUUGUAGUAGACUGCAGUAACCGAGAAGAUAUUUAUAGUGCUGCUAAAAAGGUGAAGGCAGAAAUUGGAGAUGUGAGUAUUUUAAUAAAUAAUGCUGGUGUAGUGUUCACAUCGGAUUUGAUGGCUACACAAGACCCUCAGAUUGAAAAGACUUUUGAAGUUAAUGUACUUGCCCAUUUCUGGACUACAAAGGCAUUUCUUCCAGCAAUGAUGAGUAAUAAUCAUGGUCAUAUUGUCACCGUGGCUUCAGCAGCUGGGCAUACUGUGGUCCCAUUUUUAAUGGCUUACUGUUCAAGUAAGUUUGCUGCUGUUGGAUUUCAUAGAUCUCUGACUGAAGAACUGGCUGCCUUAAAAAUAACUGGAGUCAAAACAACAUGUCUCUGCCCCAAUUUCAUUAACACUGGCUUCAUCAAAAAUCCACAUACCAGGUUGGGACCUACUCUAGAACCUGAGGAAGUGGUAAACAAGCUGAUGAAUGGUAUCCUGACUGAGCAGAAAAUAAUUUAUGUUCCACUCUCUAUAUGCUUUUUAGUAAUAAUGGAAAGAAUCUUUCCUGAGCGUUUCCUGAACAUUUUAAGACGAAAGCUCGAUAUUAAGUUUGAUGCAGUUAUUGGAUAUAAAGUUAAAGGACAAUAA
Molecule: messenger RNA, 906 nt
Organism: Orycteropus afer afer
Lineage: Eukaryota; Metazoa; Chordata; Mammalia; Tubulidentata; Orycteropodidae
Product: estradiol 17-beta-dehydrogenase 11
Cellular component (GO): lipid droplet
Molecular function (GO): oxidoreductase activity, acting on the CH-OH group of donors, NAD or NADP as acceptor
Source: RefSeq, a predicted model, not a curated record